CUCAUCAGUCACGUGUGUAGGUGAAGUACCAGUCACUGGCCUAGACCCAGUACCAUGCUGGCUUUCAACUGCCGAGGAUCCAACUGUGUGCCACUUACUGUCAGUGGUCUUCGGGCAGUCAUUGUAAAUGUUUCGUUCGUUUUACGUGUGUUGUGAAGUGCUGCUAGCCUGGCGUGUUUGGAGAUGAAACUUGCGGGUGGACUGAGGCCUCAGGCCUCCACAUCACGCGUUCAUUUUGCACACUCUCCAACGUGAGCAUUGAAACGCCAUAAACGUAUUUUGUGGAAUCUGACAAUUGCGUUUCUUAGUUCAAAGUGCCUAGCCAAUUUUAAACGUAAUUGUGUCAUUACGCAAUAACUGCGAACUGCCUGGCGGAAGACCAGCUCUUCUGUUUUCAACAUUUAUGGGUGGUAAAAGUGGAAGAUGUGACGUCUUCCGCCGCUACGCAUUCCUGUGCAUUAUCGCUCUCGGACACGGAGAGAAAGUGCUGAUGUCUAUAUUACAUUAUUUUAAUAACCAGACAAGAUGAAAGUCCCCAAAGGAUCAGGAUAGCAGCAUCGCGUUCUUCUCUGCAGUCGGCGAAGUUGUCGUCUGCACGUCAGAUUCACGGGCACAAAAAACUUCCAGGAAGUGUAGUGAUGUGUGACGACCACGGACGAGAAGUGAUACAGUGGACCUUAACGCCACAAAAAUAAGUGAUUUUCUUUCUAAUGUUUGGCCACAUGUGACAAGCCGUGGCAGAUUUUUAUUGAAUUAUUACAAAGUGAAACAGACAGUUUGGCGAGUGUUAAAGACUUUAAUAAAUGUGCAACUGAAGUGUUUGUGGUCAAAAUUCUUACGCUGUUGUUUAAACUGAAAUGAAUCCUACGUUCGAAUCCUGUGUUUCAAACUAAGCUGACAAAAUGACAGUUACGAUGGAUCACAAGAACAAAAGAAAGACGUCGUGGGAUUCAAAGAUGUCUGUCAGCACGGUGAGCACCAAGCACCUGGCCCGCUCUGAAACUCCGAGUUCCAUCCUCUCUUCUGACAGCGACAUCCGCUUCACCCGGAAGCUCGGGGGCCACUACCGCUGUGGCUGCUGCAUUCUCGCCUUCUUUCUGCUCUUCCUCCUGGUGGCAGCCGCUGCUGUUUACUUGGGAUACACAUUCCUGAGUGCAGAUCCACCAGGAGAGCAAGUGUUCCGGGCAAUGUUCCGGGUGGUGCGAGGUGAUGCCUUCUCUGCUGAACUUGCUGAUCCAGCCACUGAACAGUUCCGGAUACGAGCAAGAGAUUACCGAGAGCGACUGAACCUGGUGUUCCGGCGCAGUGAUCUCAGGCCAGCCUUCCUAGGCACAGAAGUCUUAGCGCUAGAUGGAAUUGAUGGACAUGAUCUUGUAGUCCACUUUAAUUUGCACUUUGAUCCCCGCCAGUUAGAUGUUGGGAUUUCUGACUUGAUGAAAGUGCUGUCAAAGGAAAUAGCACUUCAGGAAUCACGAUACCUUGCCAACCUUACCAUCGAUCUCAGCAGUUUGGAUAUUAAAGAAAGCUCUGCAGUUUUGACAACACCACUGCCAAUUACAACAUCGGCAGUAACAACAAUGUCUAGCACAACAGUGCCACCUCCUCCCAGAUUCUGUGGACCUAUACAGCUGGAAUAUUGUUCCAAGUUACCUUACAAUGUCACUUCAUAUCCAAACAAAUUGGGUCACAGGUCAAUAAAGGAGGUGCAGGAGGAUGUCAUUGCCUUCAGAGAGCUUGUAGAUGCGGAAUGUUAUCGACUGGCUUACGAGUUUGUGUGCCAGCUACUGCAGCCAUCAUGUACUAUUCGUUUGCCUGGUGAAGCAGAAGACAAGAUGAUUCUGCCUUGUCGUAGCUUCUGUAGGGAGUUUCAUGCUGGCUGUGGCAACAGAAUACCUGCCAGAUUCAAAGAUGCGCUAGACUGCAUGCAUUUCCCAGAAUUCACUGGACCAGGAUCUUGCAAUUCAAAACCAGGUUGUGUGAAGGAACUGCAAGCACAUGGUUUGUCAUCACAAGUAUGUGAUGGUGUGGUGGACUGCAGGGACCUUUCAGAUGAAACAAGCUGUAGCUACUGUCCAGAUAAUCAUAUUCACUGUGGAGCAGGCAAAGUCUGCAUCACAAUGGAAAGACGCUGUGAUGGGAACAAUGACUGCCCUGAUGGCAGUGAUGAGAAAGGAUGCUUGACUGUUGCUCCCAGCCUGUUAUCUAUUGUUAAAACUUUACCUGCAACUCCUCAUCACUCGCAGUACUACUCUGAGGGAUAUGUCAUCUUCAGUGAGAAGGGCCAAGUUGGGAAGAUCUGCACAGAAAAUUUGAAUACCACAGUACCUGAACCUAACAGGGAAGCAACACUAAAUACAAUUGCUACAUCACUGUGCAAUGUCCUGUCAUAUAAAAACGUGAACUUUGUUCGAAUUCAGGAAGAUAAGGAAGAUGAAGUUCAGUAUGUUCAUAUGGAAGACCCCAGUGCCGCUGAAAUUACUUUUGUUCGUGCACCAUGUCCCAAAAAAGAAGUUCUUUAUGUAGGAUGUUCUGAUCUUGAAUGUGGCACUCAGAGCCUACGAGGAAAUGCAGGCAUUCAAGGUUUAUGCAAAAUGGCUGCUCAUGCAGAUUGGCCUUGGCAUGCUGCACUGUUCAAGGAUGGCGUUCACGUCUGUGAUGCAACGCUGGUGUCUGCUGAGUGGCUGUUGACUAGUGCAUCAUGUUUCCAAGGACAACCAAAAGCACAGUGGGUGGCACACCUGGGCAGUAUCCGCCUGUCAGGAUCUUCACCGUGGCUUCAAGAACGUGCUGUUGUUGGGAUGGUCAAAUCACCUGUUGAAGGCAGCACUGUAGUCAUGGUAAAGUUGGAACAACCAGUUACCAUGUCUGACUUUGUACAUCCAAUUUGCCUGCCAGAAGAGGGAUCAGGAGGGUCUCUUACACAUCUCUCACAUUGUAACACCUUGGGAUGGGCACGGAAUCGAGAACAACUUCAACGAAUAGAGAUUAAGUUGAGUUCAAUGCAGAGGUGUGAAAAUAUCAGCAUCCCCACUGUGAACAGCAUUUGCACUGAACCAGCAUACCUCAUAGAUGACUGCAAUGAAGAAGAACUUGCUGGGAGUUCAAUGUUAUGUUUGCUUCCUGACAAUAAAACAUGGUCUCUUGUUGGAAUCAGCAACUGGAGGAUAGCUUGCUCUAAGCCUGGAACUGAACGUCCAAGGCUGUAUGAUAAAAUAAGUUCAAACAUUGAAUGGAUUCAUAAAACUAUGCGUGCCAUCUCAUGAGUCUAGUUUAGAAUAAUCAUGUAGGCCUACAUAAUGAAAAAGCCGAGUAAACAAAUCUUCCAUUAAAAGGAAAGGGAAGAAGGUAAAAAACUGAUGAAGAUGUUUACUUGCCACAUAAAUAUGUAAGAAUUUCACAGAAUUCAAACAUAUGACAGAAAACACAAAUGUGUUUUCUGUCAUAUGUUUGAAUUUGAAUUAUGUAGCCAUUAAAGUCUCUUCUAUGUCUAAGAUUUGACAAAAUAAUAGUAAUUUUACACCAUUUUGGGAACAUUGCUCCUACAUAUUUUAUAGAGUGUUGCAGCUUUGGAAUAUUAGUUGACUCUCUAAGUCAUUUUCACUUUUGAGCUAAACUGAUUGGUAAAAUGUUAACUGAUGAACAGAAUAUACUAUUUUCAUUUUCUCAAAUAAAUUUGAAUUUGAGUGGUAUUUUUCUGAUGAUAUCUUAUAAAUGUGAAGAAGGCAUAUUUACUUUGGCUUUCACCAUGCUGAAACAAAUUUGUUUUAUGCAAAAAUACUUUCUGGAUCAUCCAUUAUGAUUCAAGUAUCAAUGAGUCAAGUAGAGAUGUUCUAAUACAAGUUACAGUACUUUUUGAUUAAAUUAUACAAAUGCCACCAAAAAAUGAGUAUGUUGGAAUUCUAUGAAGUUGCUUGUGGUCCUUUUCAGUCUUUAAAUAUUUACUUUGAUCUUUCCAGUAUUGUAAAACAAAUUUAUUUUCAACCAAAGUGACUUCUAGAUUAUAUAUCAUGAUUCUGUCAUCAGUAUAAAUGUAAUACAACCACAUCCCUUUGAUUUUGGUUUUGUGCUCUCAAAUGCUAAUUAAUAAAAUGAAAAUAAUUGCUGCCAGCAAUUUCACUGAGUUGGUUUGUAGCUAUUUAAGGAUGAUUAAUCAGCUGCAGAAGUUGCUCAUGGUCAUGUUAUGUGAGAGGAUGUUCAUGUGCAGAAUGAAGGAUAAAGCCUACAACUCUUUUCUUUUGAACCAACAGAUAUUGACAUCCAUCAGGAAAUAAAUUUGAUAGAAAUUAAUCUUGUACAGCACAGGAAAUCAAUUUCCUACAUUCUUGACAGCUAGUGGAAGAGCCACAAAAGUGGGUAUGUCCCUUGUUGCUUUUGCAUAGGAGUAAGUAAAACUGCAAACAACCCUGAAAAUAUAGGAUAUGAGACUUUCGCAGUGAGUAUAAUCAAUGAAAUCUUCUCAGGCAAUCAGCCGUGUCAACUGGUUACGUAGUACGGUAAUCAGUUGAUGCAGCUUAUUGCCCGAGAAGAUUUUAUUAACCCUGAGAAUGUUUCUCCUGCUCUUGAUUGGGUGUAAUUUAUAACUAAAAUUCAAAUCUGAAAUGUCAGUAACAUGCAAGACAUGAUAUUUGUUUUCAUUUUAACUACUAUGGGUAAGUUGAUUUUACACAAAAAUAAAUUUUAAUAAAUUUUUAGAUUUGCCUUUUCUGACAUUAUAGUUACAUAUAGCACUGAGUCUACUUUUGUCAUAAACUUCGAAGUUGAUGACAUAACAAGCAGUGUUGGUCACAAGAUGUGAUAAAAUAUGUGAUGUUCAGAUCUCAAGAGAUAUAUGAAGACUUUUCAAUAUCUCUGACAAUGCUAUAAAUUUUCAGUAAUAAAGCAGAGGUUAAUGGGUAUUGAUUCAAUAUUAAACUGAUAUAUUCCUCAAUAUAAAGUAAUUUUGUAUUCGAUAUUUAUUUUAUUGUAUUAUAACUUAAUGGUGACAUAAAUUUUGGUUCAUCACUUGACAGCAUAAAUUGGAAAAUAUUUGGAAUUAAAAUUAAGCAUAUGUACAUAUUUAUAGACGUAAUUUCAAUUGCUGUGAAUUGAGUGAAAAAUGUACACACAUUUUACUGUCAAAUAACAUUCCCCUACACUCAUGCAUAACAUAAAACUAUUAAAUGUUGUUGAAUUUUA
Messenger RNA from Zootermopsis nevadensis, 5175 nucleotides. Lineage: Eukaryota; Metazoa; Arthropoda; Insecta; Blattodea; Termopsidae. The record is from RefSeq and is a predicted model, not a curated record.